AUGGCCAUCUCUGCGAUCUUAGCAUCCUUGUUUGUGUUGUUCAGUGUUGGCACUGCCAGCGCUAGAUCGUGUUCAUCACUGCCUAACCCUCUCCCGUUCCCCACAGAUCUGCCGAUCAUUGAAGCUCUACCCAAUCCAUUCAAGUUUUUUAAUAAUGAAUCAGUCCGUUCUCCCGAGGAUUGGGAAUGUCGCCGGGCGGAAUUGAAGACACUUGUCCAAGAGUAUAUGUACGGGUAUUAUCCCAACCAUUCCCUGGAGCACGUCACGGCUACAAGAAAUGGUAGCCAAAUCACGAUCAACAUUUCCGUCGGCGAAAAUUCGACCUCGUUCGGAGCGACACUGUCGAUGCCGACGAGCGUUAAUGCCACGCCAAAAGCUCCUGUGCCAGUCGUGAUCAGUACGGAUCCUGUGAAUAACACGGUCUUCUUAGGCUCAGGCAUUGCUUUGGCGACGUUCAGCGUCAAUGAUGUUGCUGCCGACAACAUUGUCCCAGGAGGAGCAUUCUGGGACUUGUAUUCCGGUCGAGACAUUGGUGUUAUCACCGCGUGGGGUUGGGGCUUCCAUCGCGUUUUGGAUGCGAUUGAACAAGUAGCACCUGAGCUGGACGCAAAACGCGUCGGCGCCAUUGGUUGUAGCCGUGAUGGCAAGGCUGCUCUUGCUGCUGGUAUAUUCGAUGAACGCAUUACCCUUACUAUGCCUAUGUCCAGUGGAGCAGAGGGCAUUGCACCCUGGCGAUUCCAGUUCCAAGAACUCGGCGAGAACGAGAAGAUCACGAAUAUCACUGGUGCAUUCCCCUAUUGGAUGAACAAGAAUUUGAUCAACUUUGUCAACAACACACACCAAAUUCCGUUCGAUGCUCACUUGAACGCGGCCUUGGUUGCUCCCCGUGCAAUCAUCUGGGAUGAAGGAGAAACUGAUUACUGGACCAACCCGGAAGGCGAGGCCAGAGUGACAUUCAUAGGUGCCAAGCCGGUCUUUGAAUUCCUCGGUGUAGGCGAUAAAGUCGGGGUUGCAAUUCGCGACAGUUUUCACUGUGAUAUCUUCGGAUAUACAAACAUCCAGGCAUUCAUGCUGAACCAGUUCUUUGGAACUCCCACGGAUCGGAAUUACUCCGAUAUUUCCCCUUACACUCUCUUCCCUUCCGCCUACCCAUGGCUCAACGACGUCCCCGGAAAUAACCACUGA
Messenger RNA from Fomitiporia mediterranea MF3/22, 1185 nucleotides. RefSeq lists its product as uncharacterized. The transcript is spliced from 8 exons. NCBI's taxonomy places the organism in Eukaryota, Fungi, Basidiomycota, Agaricomycetes, Hymenochaetales, Hymenochaetaceae. The coding region runs from base 1 to 1185 and encodes 394 amino acids. The record is from RefSeq and is a predicted model, not a curated record.